AUACAAUCUCCGGUUUAGGAAAUUAAUGCCUUAUCCAUUAUGCUAUAGAGCCUUACUGUAUAGCAUAUACAUAGUACUGAUUUCUAAAAGUUAAAAAUGGUUAAAAUAAAGAAGAAAUUGUUAUCGGAAAUUUCUCAAGAAAAACGAAGCCAAGAAAAAAAGAAAUCUUUGAAUCCAUUUGAAGUGCAUAUUAAUAGGGAUAAACAAAAUGUGCUGGGUAGAAAGAGCAAAGCAGAUAAAGGACUUCCAGGUGUAUCGCGUGCAAAAGCAAUUAAAAAACGAAAAGAUACACUUCUCCAAGAAUAUAAAUUGAAGCACAAGAGUAACUUGUUUUUAGACAGACGUAUAGGUGAGAAAAAUUCAUUCAUGAAUGAAGAAGAUAAAGCUUUAGCCAGAUUUACAGCAGAACGCAUGAAAGCUCAUAAGAAAAAGAAUAUUUAUAAUUUGAAUGAUGAAGAAGUACUGACACAUAGAGGCCAAACUUUAGAAGAAAUUGAAAAAUUUGACGAUCCAAAAAGUGAUGACGAAUAUAGUGAUGAUGAAAAUGGAUCUGGUAAACUAAAUAAUAAAUUUGUUAAUGAAGCUCAUUUUGGUGGUGGCGUUUUGUCAAAAUCAGAGUCUGAAAAAUCUAGGAAAGAUCUUAUAGAUGAACUCAUAGCUGAAUCAAAAAAACGCAAAGCUGAGAGACAAAAGAUACGUGAACAGACAAUAGAUUUAACAGAAAAGCUUGAUUCUGAAUGGAGAGAUCUUCUUCCAAUCGUCUCAGCAGCCAAUAAAAAUGUUGAAGAAACAACACAUGCAAAGACUGAUGAUUAUGACAUUGCAGUACGCGAGUUGAAAUUUGAGGCAAAAGGUACACCAUCAGAUAAAUUAAAAUCUGAAGAAGAAAUUGUAAAAGAGGAAAAGGAGAAAUUGGAAGCCUUAGAAGCAGAUCGAGUUGCAAGAAUGAAAGGACUUAUAAAUACAAACAAUGGUAUUAAACAUAAAUCUGCAGAUGACCUUGAUGAUGGUUUCACACUAGAAAUUAUAAAUGAUGAGAUUCUAAUAAAUGAUGAUAAAGAAAAUUCAAUUGCACAAGAAGGUUCAAGCAAUGAAGAUACUAGUGACAUUGUUGAUAAGGGUAAUGAUAAUAAUAGUGAUGGUGAUGAUGAUAAUGCUAGUGAUUAUGAUGGUGAUGAUGAUGAUAAUGAUAAUGAUAAUGAUAAUAGUGAUGACAAUGAUAAAGAUAAUUUAAUUCUUAACAAUGAUGAAGAAACUGCAGAUGUUAAAGAUAAACAAGUAAAUGCUACUAAAGUGAAUGGUAUUAUUAGAAAAGAAAAAUCAGUUGAGAAUUCCAAUGAAGAAAUCUCAGAAUCUGAAAGUUCUAAUGAAGAUAAUUUAUCAGAUUUGAAAGAAAUAGAAUCUUCUAGUGAAGAAGAAAAUGAGUUAAACAAGAGCAAUAUGACAAUUAACUUAAAAGAGCAAAAAAUAAAAAAUGAUCUUUCAAAAAGAAAAAAAAUCAUGGAAAAUGCAAGGAAAGAAUUGCCUUACACUUUUGAAGUACCAGAAAGUUUUGCAGAAUUACAAGAAAUUCUGCAAAAUUAUAAUGCUGAUUGUCAAUCAAUUAUUGUAGAUCGCAUAAUUAAAUGUAACCAUUGGUCACUGAAUAAUACAAAUAAAGAAAAAUUAUCGAAUCUAUUUUUAUUUUUAUUACAGCACAUAAAUGAUCAUACUAUGGAAGAUGAUAUCAAAAGUGUGAUUAAAGGUUUUCAAAUUAUUGAUAGAUUAUCUCCUUUCUUAUAUGAUCUUGCACAUUUAAAUCCACAAAAUGCUAGUUCUGUUACACAAGAAAUAAUUAAAGAAAAGCAUGAAGAUUUUGAGAAAAAUAAAAGAAAAUACCCUGACUUAGAUACACUUGUCUUCUUUAAAUUGGUUUCUUUGCUAUUUCCAACGUCUGAUUUCAGACACCCUGUUACUACUCCCUCUUUAAUAUUUAUGUCACAAAUAUUAUUUAGAUGUCGUAUUAAAAAUAAAGUAGAUAUUUCAAAAGGUCUUUUUAUAUGUACACUUAUAUUAGAGUAUACAACAUUAAGUAAACGAUUCGCACCAUCUGUGAUAAAUUUCUUGCGCGGAAUAAUUUACAUAUCCACGCCUAAGCAUUUGAUUCAAGGAAUAAAAAUAAUACCUCCCUUUAAAACAACUGGAGAAUCGAGUAAUUUAUUGAUACUAGAUGAAGAUCAGACUAAUUUGGAUAUUAAUCCAAGUAGCAUUCAUAUGAAAGCGUCCGAUCUAGUAGAUGGACCAUUAGAUGAUGAUUUCAGAAUAAGAGCUUUAUUGAUAGCUGUAAAUUUACUGCAUGAAUUUAAAAAUCACCUAGAGGAACUAGAAGCUGCAUAUUCGAUAUUUGAACCAAUUUUAAAAUUACUCCAGCUAAAUUCUUUUAAUAAGUAUCCAUUGUCUGUGAUAAAACAUAUUAAGCAAUUACGAGAAGACUUGAAAGAAUUGAAGAAUAAAAAGUUGGAAUACAUUGUGGUUGAGAAAAAGAAACCAAAACCUUUAAGACUGUACGAACCUCGAAUCGAAACAGUAUAUGAUAGUAAGAAGCAUAAACCUAUGUCCAAAGAGAAAGCUGAAAGGGAAAAACUAUUGCACAAGUAUAAAAAAGAAAUGAAAGGUGCCAUGCGUGAAAUACGAAGAGAUAGAACUUUCUUAGCAAAAUUACAAAUAAAACAACAGAUUAAAAACGACGAAGAACGUAAACGCAAGGUGAAAGAGAUCUUCGGCGAAGCUGCGAUGCAGCAAAGUGAAUUAAAGAAAUUGAAACGAAAGAAAUAAUAUUAAUAAAAGAGAUAUUGUAUAAAUGAUUUUGAGCAAGAUUUGUUGACAUAAUCGCUAUAUUAGCGUUCUUUGAGAUUUUUGUAAUUUCAACACUAUAUUAAAUGUUUUUGAAUACCGUACGACAAUAAAAUGUACAUAAACCAUGUG
Molecule: messenger RNA, 2964 nt
Organism: Frieseomelitta varia
Lineage: Eukaryota; Metazoa; Arthropoda; Insecta; Hymenoptera; Apidae
Product: nucleolar protein 14 homolog
Exons: 6
Coding region: 97-2814 (905 amino acids)
Biological process (GO): maturation of SSU-rRNA
Cellular component (GO): Noc4p-Nop14p complex; small-subunit processome; nucleolus
Source: RefSeq, a predicted model, not a curated record